CUGUUAAAAAAGUAAAAAUGGAAAAAGGAGAUAGUGCGAACAAUUGUUUUAAACAGCAGCGAUACAAUGACAACGCAGAGCCAACACACAGUUCAAAAGAACAGAAAAAUGUUGAGGACAGCUGUGAGCUUCUGUUUGAAGAAUUUGCUGCUAAGGUUAAGGUGGACAUUGGUGUUCCUAUUCUACAUAGAGACAGACAUAUUCCAUACUUGAUUAAAGGACUACGGAAUCUCUCAGAGUCAUAUGAGUGCUUAGAUGCUAGCAGGCCAUGGUUGUGUUAUUGGAUCCUACACAGUCUUGAGCUACUGGAUGUUCCCGUUCCAGAAGAUCUCAAGUCACAAGUUGCUCAAUUCCUUAACAAAUGCCAGUGUGAGAGCGGAGGGUUUGCAGGAGGCCCAGGUCAACAAGCCCAUCUGGCCCCUACCUAUGCUGCUGUAAAUGCUCUAUGUAUACUUGGCACUAAGGAGGCCUACCAGGUCAUUGACAGGGCAAAAUUAUACAGCUAUCUUAUGGCUAUGAGGAACUCAGUUGGAGCUUUCAAGAUGCAUGAAGGAGGUGAAGUUGAUAUAAGGGGUGCAUAUUGUGCAGUUAGUGCUGCCAAGCUGACCCAUAUAGCCACUGAAGAACUGUUUGAUAAAACACCCCAGUGGAUCGUCAGUUGCCAAACUUAUGAAGGGGGCUUUGCUGGAAGCCAAGGUAUUGAAGCACAUGGAGGUUAUUCAUUCUGUGGAAUUGCAGCCCUGGUUUUGUUGAACCAUCAAAGAUUAUGUGACACACAAAGCCUAUUAAGAUGGACAGUGAAUAGGCAGAUGAGCUAUGAAGGAGGCUUCCAGGGGCGGACCAAUAAAUUGGUAGAUGGCUGCUACUCAUUCUGGCAAGGAGGAGCUUUCCCAUUAUUACAUCUAGUACUUUCUGCGCAAGAUCCUGAUGCCCUGAGCACUGAGUAUUGGCUCUUCAAUCAAGAAGCCCUCCAGAAAUACAUUCUUGUAUGCUGCCAGCACCAUGGAGGUGGUCUCAUUGACAAGCCAGGGAAACCCAGGGACUACUACCACACUUGCUACUGUCUCAGUGGUCUGUCGGUGGCCCAACACUUCAUGUCUUGCAACAACUUAACUAGUAAAACUAUCAUAGGGGAUCCAGACAAUGAAUUGGUAGAAACACACCCAGCCUACAACAUUGGUCUUGAAGCUGCUCUGAAGGCUGGCCAGUAUUUCAAUGGACUACCUCAUCCUCUAGCUCCAGAACAUAGGCCCUUAGUGACUGAAAUAGACCCUUAGUAACUGAAAUAGACCCUUAGUAACUCAGCUAGCCACAUUAGUUAUUCAAUAAGACCCUUAGUUAAUGAUCUAGACUCAUUACAUUGUAGUUACUCAACUUGACUUGGUUCCUUGACUGGAGCCCGAAUUGUCAUAAAAUAAAAUU
Molecule: messenger RNA, 1422 nt
Organism: Owenia fusiformis
Lineage: Eukaryota; Metazoa; Annelida; Polychaeta; Sabellida; Oweniidae
Source: the annotation of a GenBank genome assembly